CGAACAACAACCAUCUGAAUCUUCCGUGACAACCGUGCAUAAAUCCCUGCUUUUCCCGAGAAUUGAAGCUGCCCACUGUUUUUAAGAGGAAAUCCACCGGGUCCUGCAAGUUCUUAGGAUUUCCACAACAUUUAUAAAAACCCACCUUUCUCUACAUUCCUGUUAUGUGGUGUGUUUAGGGAUGUGCACAGAAAUAAAGAGAAGGCAACGCCCAAUUAUGCUCAAUAUAUUUCACAGCAUCCACAUUUUAAAAAGAUUACAUGUCAAACACCUAAGUGAAGGGGAUUUAUGAAUUCAUUAGGGACAAAAAGCAGGCAGAUUGGAAGCAUCAAAUGUUGUUUAUGUGAGCACAACAUUGUGGAGUUAUGUAAAACAAACAGCUCAUCCAGUUAACAGCACUCUUCCCUACCAGCAUCUGCCCUGAGCAACAGAGAAAGACAGUGAGUGACAAAUAUAAACAGCAGCUCCGCUAUGUUGAAGGAAAUUACCUCCCAGGAACACUGGAACUACUCCAGUGUCGACACAUUCAUCUGCUCGUCCAAGUUUAACUCUCAAGUGAGCGAGUGAGGGAGCAGUAGAGCAAGCCACUGGCACCAACAGAAUGAGAGAGGAAGAGGUAGAGGACGCACAGACGUUUCAAACCUGUGAUCACAAUAGGUGAUGCGGAAAAAAUCUGGGGAUUCGUCCAACUCAAAGGAUUUAUUCAGCUUGAAACACAGAAAAUAAGAUAUUUGGGUCUUUUCCCAUAAAAAAAAGUUAGCCAUCGUCAUUGUUUUACUUCAGUAUGCAUAUAAAAUAAGAGAAGCCACAAUCUCAGGAUGUUUCAAAGAACAGGCAUUGCAUGGAAGCGCUGGAUAUGAAUUCACCCUUGCUUACAAGAGGGGGGGAAAAACAAGGAAGGAGACAUUAAGUGAACGAAUUGAGGAAACCCUCAGUUUGAGUUGAAGCCAAGCAGUGUGAAUAGACAAAGAGACAAACACAGAUGGGAAAGACCUCGUCUGCUACAUGACCACUCCAAAUUCUGAUUCAGUUUGGAGGUUAAUACUUCCUGAUUUCAAAGAUAACGUUUGGCCGAAGGCAGCAUUUCUUUGGACAUGAACUCUUUGGAAAGAAGGGACCCUGUGACAAUGCUGGCCAAGCCCCCGGAAAAAUUGAAAGCACAACUUCCCACAGCAGCCCGGCUAGCCAUAGCAUCAUGUCCCAGAGAGAAGCAUCCCUGCUGGAGCUCAACCAAAGAGGGAGCGAGGAUGGGGCCUACCUUCAAUCCGGACAACAACUCCGUUGGGCCGCAUUGCUCAUCCUUCUGGUCAUUAUUCCCACCAUUGGUGGAAACAUCCUGGUCAUUCUGGCAGUGUCAUUGGAGAGGAAACUCCAGAACGCUACUAAUUUCUUCCUGAUGUCUCUGGCAGUGGCAGAUCUACUGGUGGGAGUGCUAGUAAUGCCAAUCGCGCUGGUGACUGUGCUUUUCCACUCCAGAUGGCCCCUUCCAGAUUUCCUGUGCCCUAUCUGGCUGUUUCUGGAUGUCUUGUUCUCAACAGCCUCCAUCAUGCACCUGUGUGCUAUCUCUCUCGACCGCUACAUAGCAAUCAAGAAACCCAUCCAGCACAGCCAGUUCAAGUCCAGAGCCAAAGCGCUGGCUAAAAUCGCACUUGUCUGGCUGAUCUCUGUAGGUAUUGCAAUACCUAUUCCAAUCAAAGGGCUACAACUCUUGGAUCAUCCAAACAACAUCACUUUCAACAACAACCACACCUGUAUGUUAUCCCCAGAGGGUUUUGGGGAUUUUAAGGUGUUUGGAUCAUUGACGGCUUUCUUUAUACCCCUUGCAAUUAUGAUGAUUAUUUACCUGCUGACUAUCCAAGUACUGCGCAAGAAGGCCUACCUUUUAAGAUCAAGAGCUUCAAGGCCCACCAUCUCUACAGUGUUCCAGCAGGAAUUGCCAGUGACCUCUCCACCUGAGGAAUUGGCCAUUCUAAAUGGAACUAAAAGGGACAAAAUGUUGAACCCUUUUAGCCCCAUCACAGAGGAUGAGGCCCCAAUCCGCAGAAUGUCCACCAUAGGAAAAAGGUCCAUGCAAAACUUGAGCAAUGAACAAAGGGCAUCAAAGGUCCUGGGGAUUGUAUUUAUGUUAUUCGUUGUGAUGUGGUGUCCUUUCUUUAUUACUAACGUGACUUCUGUACUCUGUGAAGGGUGCAACAGUCAUCUAGUGGAACAGUUGUUGGAUAUCUUUCAAUGGGUGGGCUAUGUUUCGUCAGGCAUCAACCCGCUGGUUUACACCUUGUUCAACAGGACAUUCCGGGAAGCCUUUACACGCUACAUAACGUGUAACUAUAGCCGUGUGAGUACUCCAAAAUUGCAGCGAAGGACCAGAAUUUCUUUUCGGUCAUCUGUGGCAGAAAACUCUAAACGGUUUAUGAAACAUGGUAUGAAGAAUGGGAUUAGCCCUGUAAGCUAUCAAAGUCCUCUUCGGCGUCGCCCGGCGCACUUACAGUCUUCGGCCAACAUUACGUUGGACACAUUGCUUUUGACAGAGAAUGAAGACUGCAAGCCUGAUGAAAACACAAGCUUCGUGUAGCAUGUCUCAUAUACAGUGGACAAGAACUCUUUGAAAUGGCAAGCAAUUCAAGCUCACGCCACACUAGCAGACUCAAAACAACUCUAUUUUAGCCAAGGGUCACGCAUGCAGACUGUUUUGCGGAGAUCUCGCACUCUUCAGUCAGAGUUAUGACACACUUGGCGAUAAAAAAUAGUGGAGUGGUGACAAAGAUACCAACUCACCGCAACUCUGUCUCUGAUUCACUGUCAAGUGGAGCUCGCCGAAAUAACAGGAGCUUAAACAAUUGUAAUGAUUGGGUGAUUCAGGGCGUUUUCAGAACUGUAGCUUGCUUGAUUUGUUCUUAAACAUGGGCUAAAAUAGCUACAAUGUUGCAUUUUCUUCAUUUAGAAGAUUUAGCUCAUACAUCGAUAUAACGGUUAAAAUGAUAUACUUGUAAAAACUUGUCAAUGCGUACAAAUGAGUGUUGUCAAAAGUACCAGUACUUCGGUACCAAGUCGAUCCUAAAAUAAAAAAAGAUGUAACGAUACCAGUGUUUCUGCAGUACUGAGCACAGACUCAAUUCGGUACCAGUGUGCAGUAUAAAUGACACAUAACAGCUUUAAAAUGCUCAUUUUAAGCAUGUGCUCCGUUACUCCUUACAUUGAAAUGGACAAUAAAUCAAAUUAAAAUCGUGACAUGUCCUAAUGUGAUUUAUUAAACCGCUAAAGGCUGUAAUCUUAGUGUGGAAGAGCUGCAUACUUUGAAUGAAUGCAUAAAUCUGACCGCUCAUACAUAUUGAGAUUCAUUCACAACAUGUUGUAUCAGAUGACAGAGCAGAGCACUAACCUACUGUGAACCACGCAGCACAUGUAAACUAUAUAUAAUUAAAUCACAGCAUUUGCGCUUUAAUCUCAACUCAACUUUAUUUAUACAGCAUUUAAAACAUCAGAGUUGACCAAAGUGCUUCACAGUAAUAACAAACACCAGUAAUCUAAAACACAAAAUACAAACACUCCAAAACUGUGUCCUACGUUUCAUUUGUCAGACUCAAAGAGCAGUGUAAAGAGACGAGAUUUCAGACGUGACUUAAGUGUCGCAAACUGUUUAACCAGAAAGUGAAGAUUCAGGCAAAAAAUACUCAUCAUAAUAAAAGCACGUUUCAAAAUAUAAGCUAGAGCCCUGAAAUUGAAGAAAUUGUGACAGAAAAAUAUUACAAAUGUAUUGUAAAAUGUAAUAUUCACUGUAAUAAUAAUAAUGAAGCAAUAUCUCACAAGCAAAACUGCUGUUGAAUAAAAGUUUGGUAAAAAAAAAAAAAUGACGACAUGUUGAAAAGUUAUAUUUUCACUUGUUAAAAGAUUUAAGAAUGAAUUGAUUAGACAUGAAAUUAAACUAAAACAUGGAGUCCUGGAAAAUAAUAAUAAUAAUAAUAAUAAUAACAACAAAAAGGAAAACAUGAUUUGGUAAAAAAUAAAACAGAUUUCAGUAGGGCGCUACUUAAAAACACUUAAGCAAUGCAUCCUUGAUUGAGAAACACUUGAAGGAAACAUGCAUUAAGAUAUUAUUUACAUUGAAAAGUAACUUUUUAAAUAGGCUAAACAGGUGUAUUCAAUAGCAUAUUGUCAUAUUAGCAUAUUUAUGCCAUGGUACCGAAAUUGGUAUUGACAACCGUGAAAUUUCACUGGUAUCGGUACAGACUACUGAAAUUUUGGUACCGUGACAAUACUAGUACAAAUAUCUGAGUACUGUUUAAGUCAUGGUUACGCAAAACGUCGCCGCUUGGUACAGAAUGCAUGUUACAGUCAGAGGUUGCAUUUCAAAUAAACAUUAUCCGACAAAUGAAUGAACUGUAAAAUUUCCAUUGUGGUUACUUUUAUCUAUCAUUAGUUGCUUUUGCAUUAUUUCUGCAGUUAAAAAUCCCUGUUCUCAAGGUCACAGAGCUCUCUCCCUCUCCCCCUCCUGCACACAAACGCGCACAGAAAAAGUGAAGCCACGUUUAUUUGUCAAAAAGUUGCUGGUGCCGUGUCUGUUCUGCCGCUAUCCAAAAGAGAGAAGCGAUCAUGCUAAAAUUACCUCAGGAAUUACUAAAUGACUCGCAUUUUAAUAUAGUCACUAAAAGGCUAUAUCUGCGUUUGAUGAAUUACAGACGAGCUGACCUACAGAUUUCUUUACUGCAGAUGUUCAUGGUUUUCAUAGGGAUAUUGUUUGGUUCACUGGUCCGUUUGGUAGGAUUGCAUGCUCACCACAAGCGACCCGCUCAAGAUUUAGUUUGUAAUCAGUCCAAGACUGAUGGUUUUGGUGCAGAUCUGAGUGCGAUUGCCGUGCUAUCAAUGACUAUACGCACCAAACCAAGGGAGAAAACGCACCAGGUUCCGAACCAAAUGCUGCAAAGGAGCCAGAUGUGAAAACACCCUUAGGAAGCAAUUUAUGCACUAACUUUACCUUGUGAAAGUGUGUGAGAGUUUAUGUAUCCACUCAAGGCUUGCUGUAGAAUGCAUAGGUCCAUAUGCAGCUUUCAGUGAGUAAAGUAAUUGCGUUCAAUAAAGCUGUUGUGACUCCGCUUUCUGAUGUCAUUUUAGUGUAGGAAAGGCAAGAAAAUGCUUGGUGACAGAAUCACUAUGGAUUACAAUCAGCGUUUGUGAUAUGCAGAUGAAAAGGUUCAGAUCAGCUUGACGUCUUGUUAGUUCUUCAGUAAAAGAAGCUCAUUGGUCACUUGACGAGAACACAUGAGACCACCCGUUGUCAGAAAGAUUUUUUUCAAGCAAGUUUUUUUUUUGUUUUUUUUUGAAGCCAUUAACUAGCAGGGAGUCCUGAAGUGAUUAACAACCUGCCACUUAGAGACACUAAUGCACACUUUGCGUCACUCUACCUGGCCGACGAUUAUGUUAAUGAAGCUCACACCUAAAAAUCACUGGAAAAAAAUCGGCUAGUGUGGCGCUGGCUUCAGAUGGAGAUGUGCCUUUCUGAUAAUCCACCACAGCAAAAAACUCCUCAUGUUAACCAUUGAUAUGUGGCCAAAAAGGAGUGUAAAGAAGUCAUGCAUUUCUUCUUCAUUGCAGCCAAUAUUGCAGCUCCAUACUGGCGCCUUUUUCUGGGGGAUGGAAUGGCAUACAAAAGGAUGCCCAAGAACCCAGACAAAGCCAAAGUUUUGGGUGUGAAUAAUAAAGCCUGUUAUGAACACAUUUGUACUUACGGGUAGGACAGGACCAUGUAAAUCCCAAAAUGCUGGACAAAGGGUACACAAUACUGAGUCAAAACAAAUCUCCUUCUAAUGCACGAUAAGCACAAGUAGCUCAAAUAAAUCACACUCCACUUACUGUACUUUAUGCACAAAAAAACAAAUAAACAUCUAAUUGAAUUAUGGCAUGACUUCUUUAUUUAUACUGCCUGAUCCUGAAUCAAAAUGGAGUACUUUUUAAAAUGUAACAAAGAAUAAUCUGUAGAUACUGGGGAUGUUUUGAAGAUGCUUUUGAACUAUUGCCAAAUAAUCUUUCACUCAAGACAAAUUAAAACAUUAAGAUUUAGAAAUCAAAAAAUAUCUUGCCCAUUGAACGUGCACGCACACACAUUAGAACUCUCUUCUGCUGUCAUUUUAACACAGUUUAAGGUUUUGUUCUAUUCGUUCCCAUUCAUAAUCAUACAAAUGGAGGACAACUGAUAUGCAAGCAUAAGCAUGGAAUUUUCAUCUUUCGCCAUGUACAAAGUUCAAGUUUGGUGCAAUUCCCAGUGAAUGAAAAGACAUUUGACAAAUAGAGGAUCUAAAUUUCACAGGUUGACCUCAUGGCUAAAAACUGAACAUGGAGGAAACUCAUUUUGACAGUUUCGCAUAAAUACAAGUUAAAGAAAAAAAAAGAAACUGCGUGAUUUCCAGUAUCAAAGAAAAUGGAAUAGAUGAUAUAUAUAUCUUAACAUAUUGACUAAAUUCUGACAUAAAUCCUGUUGCCCAUAUGCAAUGUCAGGUCCUAAAUGUUGUGUGGUUAAAAUCUAUUGCAACCUCACAUUUAAGCUCCAAAAGAAACCUGAGUCACUAAAAUUCACUGUAAGGCAAUCAUAAGGGUGUUUUCAGCCAUAAAAUUGACUGUUAAUAUGACAAAGUCAAACAAAGCCUUUUAUUACAAAAUUAAAGGAUAUUCAAAUAAACACUACUAUCACAGCAAAACGCUCAUAAGUGAGGAAGGUGUAGUAUGUAGUAGGUGUAUGAUUUUCACGUAGUAAGUUCCAGAAGGGUUAGGGUGUCCGCAGGAGUAAGGUGACAGAAACCUGUUGAAUUGUUGCAGCUCUGUGCACUCUCUAAACACAGGAAGGAUUUACAUAGGGUUUUUAUUACUGCCAAUUGAUCAUGGGAAUAUCGCAUGGCCUUUUUAGGGCUUAAAAUAGUUCAGCAGUUCCUCUACUUGGCCCAGAACCUCGAGGGGAUGUCUGAGGGGUAAUUCACUGCUGGCCAUGAGAGAAAGACUGUGCGAAAUAAACAAAAGAGAAAAGUACAUGGGACGACUAAAUGUGUUCCACAAAGUAUACAUGCAGUAUAUGAACUCUGAUGGUCGAUCAAGGUAAAUGAAGUUGUUGGUACUUUCCUAACAUCGACCUGCUGAAUCAAUUAAUGCUGUGUUCUAGGGAUGGGUCGGAAUGGUUGACUAGUUGUCCAAAACUGGUGAUGAAUUUACAGAUGAGACCUUUUAGAGAGGUCAUGCAAGCUAACAUAAAAUAAAAGUGAAAAACCAAAUACAUCUUUGAGAACUUGCUUUUCUAAAUUCAUUCCAACGCUUCAGCCAUCAAAGCAGUGCUUUUUUAACAAAUCCACUGCCUUGAACAACACAUUUGAAGUUAAUUACUGUCAAACUUCAAGUUUUUCUAUGUACACGAGAUGGAUAUUUCAGUCAUAUAUUCAGAUAUAGUCAGUUGUGUGGCGUCUCACAUUUUUGUUUGCCUUUCGCACCUCCACAUUGUAUUUUUAAUACAGGUUUUUAAAUAGAUUAAAAACGUGUCUUGAGACCCCAGUGUUUUGCUUCAUUCUGUUGUGCUCCAAACCCCUGUUCGAAAUCUCAUUUGCAAUCGCAUUCAGAUAAAAAUAAAAUAAAAUUGUCAAUUCAAAAAGUUGCAUGGGACGAAACUGAGCGUGAUACACCAAUUUGAAUAUGCUUGAUGCAGAAUGAGUUUUUAGAGCUACACUGAGAGACUUUGUGAAUUACCCCCAAAAUGUCAGUCUUCCUCAGGUAAAGCUUUUAGCUGGGUUUCCAUACACAAAUUUGUAUGCAAAUUUUGGGAAAUUGUUUAAAAAAUGCUGGAUCGAAACAAAUAAAAUCUCAAAAUGUGAAUAAAAUCUCCAAAAAAAGCUCUGUUGAGGUGGAUCCAUCUUUUAUUCAAUAAGAUGACAUGCAU
Molecule: messenger RNA, 7909 nt
Organism: Myxocyprinus asiaticus (Chinese sucker)
Lineage: Eukaryota; Metazoa; Chordata; Actinopteri; Cypriniformes; Catostomidae
Product: 5-hydroxytryptamine receptor 2B-like
Exons: 5
Coding region: 1196-2572 (458 amino acids)
Biological process (GO): regulation of behavior; smooth muscle contraction; chemical synaptic transmission
Cellular component (GO): dendrite; plasma membrane
Molecular function (GO): G protein-coupled serotonin receptor activity; neurotransmitter receptor activity
Source: RefSeq, a predicted model, not a curated record